UGGGCUUCUCUUUCGUUGGGAGUUGCUUGCUCGUCAGUGUUGUCACGCAGCCGCGACCAUGGCCAGUCUAGGUAGCAGCGAAGGUUCUGGGGGCCUGAUUGGAGUUGAAGGAGAUGAAGACGCGGGGCUUCGAGGAGUCAGCCGUUCAGCUUCUGAAGUCGGAACUGCGGUGCUCGGAGGCCGCAGCAGUCGGGAAGCAGCUCCCGCUCGAACGGCGGUCCGCACCUCUAGACGUCUGUCUCUCUCACAAGUCUCUGUCAGUGAGAGGUUGCUUCUGCCGCUGCUGAUGGUGGCUAUAUGCUGCGGUCUGGACGUGACACUCAGUGCUGCAGGAAGAGGAGGAGGAGGAGGGGGGCUGAUCAGCACUGUUGAAGCCGCUGUUAAGGAAGCCGCUGUUAAGGACCCAUUGCUCUUCGCUGGCAAGCGUUCAACUCUGUCGUCUGACGAAAGCCAUCUGAUCAUGGCUGCCUACCCCUUUGACCCCUCCGGGACAUCCUGGGUGGUCUCCUUGGAUGUCCUCUCUGGAGUUCGGCUCUCCACUCCAGUGAGCCUACAAUGGAUCUACGGCCUGGCUUUCAGUCCCAACCACACAGCGCUGUACAUGGCGGACGUGUUCGGCCCGCCCCGGGUUCUCGUGGCUGAGGUCGCUGGUUCGAGUCCUCUUCCGGCGUCGCUGAACACCACCGUCUUCCUUACGCUCAAUCCUGACAACUUCAGCAGACCAGCGUUUGGCCCCUACAGCUUCCCGGCAGACGGGAAUUGCCUGUACUUCCUGGACGACGGCGGAACGUUUAACAGAGUGUGGGCGCUUCACAUCGCCUCUCGCAAACUGAUACCUCUCGCCGGAAGAGAACAGUAAUUUCCCUUCAGAAUCUCCAUUGGAAGUCAGGACUCUCUGAUGGAGAUUGCUGUUACAUCGGACGGUC
Messenger RNA from Chara braunii, 926 nucleotides. NCBI's taxonomy places the organism in Eukaryota, Viridiplantae, Streptophyta, Charophyceae, Charales, Characeae. The record is from the annotation of a GenBank genome assembly.